Molecule: messenger RNA, 611 nt
Organism: Jatropha curcas
Lineage: Eukaryota; Viridiplantae; Streptophyta; Magnoliopsida; Malpighiales; Euphorbiaceae
Gene: HIPP27
Product: Heavy metal transport/detoxification superfamily protein
Molecular function (GO): metal ion binding
Source: RefSeq, a predicted model, not a curated record
UCCCUUUGCUUUUGUUUGAUGUUAACUAACAAAAAUUUUACUGCCAUUGCUGUGAUUAUGGGUUUUCUGGAUUUCUGCUCUCGUGAUGAUCGUGAUAAGAAGCUCAAAAGGAAGCAAUUGAAGACGGUGGAGAUUAAAGUGAGAAUGGACUGCGAAGGAUGCGAGCGGAAAGUGAAGAAAUCAGUAGAAGGCAUGAAGGGAGUAACAAAUGUAGAAGUGGACCCCAAGCAACACAAGCUGACCGUCACUGGAUACGUAGACCCAAACAAGGUCUUGCAACGUGUCAGACAUCAUACGGGGAAGAAGGCUGAUUUCUGGCCUUACGUACCGUAUGAUGUCGUGCCUCACCCUUACGCUCCUGGAGCUUAUGAUAAGAAGGCCCCACCUGGGUACGUGCGGAAUGUGCUAGAUGAGCCGGAGCCUCCUCCACUCGCACGUGCAAGCUCUUUUGAAGUUAAAACCGUCAGUGCUUUUAGCGAUGAGAACCCAAAUGCUUGUGUGGUCAUGUGAGAAUUACGUGGAUCCCAAUUUUGUAAAGUAGUGUUCAAUAAGUAGGAAAAUGAUUGAUAAAUGUUUUUAUAAUGUUAAUCUAAAUUUUAUUUAAAAAAUAA